UUCCACGUGGAUUUGCUUGUCUCUUGCCAUUUCUCCAAGGACAUUAACAUCUGCAAUUUCAAUCUUCUAAUAAUACUUAUGGGAAUAAAAUAUACAUUAAAGUAUACAAACAAAAUACAUGUAUUCUUUAUUUUUUAUUUUGGAGGGUAGAUGUGUAGUUGGUUUAAUGAAAAAGCAUUAAAAAUCCAUGAAUGAAUCUUUUGAUAAUAAUUGGUAGCAAGUGAUCCCAAGAUAGGUUUUGUCUUUCAUUCUAAGAAAAAGAAAAAAAGAUAGUAUUCUGAGCUUGUUUUGUGAAAGUUUAGUUUUGAAAUACUUCCAUUGAAUUUGCUUUCAUGAAAGUGAGUUGGGAUAGAAGAAGAAGGUAAUAAGUUAUGUGGGGUUGUGUUUAGAGCAAACCAACUUCCAGCCUAGCCGACCAUGGCGCUCUCGUGAGAGGGACAAAAGAAAAAGGAAAAAAUAAAAUAAAAAAGAAUCCCUUUAUCCUACGCACUCCUCUUUCGUAUCAUCCUACACCCAUUACCUCCUUCCUUUCUCUAGUCCACUCUCCCAGUAUCCCCAAAUUGCUGAGGGGACCCCUUACCCUGUAAUGGCAGUUUAUGGGGUAGCUAAAGCCAAAGCCAUAAUGAUAACUGUUUGUGCACGUAGUGCCAUUUCCCGCAAUUCUCUGUGACCCCGUUUCACCAUAUGUCGUUUAACCCCUCUUCCUACCUGAGCACCUUCCCAUGGCCUGAUCUGCCUGAACUCGGGCUUAUCCUUAGGAAAGAACAAUACCCAUUUGAGUUUAUGAGUUGUAAUACAGACAUUGAUACUCAAUCAGAUCUGUGGCUCUGUAAAGAUUUUAUGCAGACAAAAGGAUCUUCUUUUUGAGGGAGCUUGUGUUCUGCCAUUGAAUGCGGAAUACUAGAAAAGGAAAGGGUGUCAGAUGAUUGCUGCUGGUUUAGUUUUGUGAAUGUUUUUACAUCUUCCUCUUUUGAUCAAUGUUAUCUAGUUUGGAUAGUGUUUGAUGGAUGUAUGUAAAUCGGGCCGAGCAUUUAGGAAGCACAUAACGGUGGAGACCCCUCGACCACCUUUGGUUCCGGCCGAAAAGAAUAAUGUACUCACCACCACCCGCCUUCGAACGCGGGAAGUUUCUUCUAGGUACAAGUCACCUUCUCCCUCGACAACGCCCAAGGGUACUCGGCGUUGCCCAUCACCGAAUCUUACAAGAGCAGCAUCUUCACCCACUUCUUCUCAUUUGGUAUCCAAAAGAGCAAUAUCUGUGGAUAGGAAGAGACCUUCAACGCCUCCUUCCCCCUUAAGUCCAUCUACACCGGUUCAGGAUUCGUCUGUAGAUAUGCAUUUAGCAGCCAGAAGGGUUGCGAGUUCUCGAUUGCCAGAUAGUUUAUGGCCUUCGACGAUGCGAAGUUUGAGUGUUUCUUUUCAGUCCGAUACAAUUUCAAUUCCUGUUAGUAAGAAGGAAAAACCAGUUACAAAUGCGUUGUCUGAGCGUACUUUGAGGUCGUCGUCAAAUGUAGCACAUAAGCAGGUUGAAACAUCUAUUCCGCGAAAGCUUACACCGGAAAGAAAGAGAAGCCCUCUCAAGGGGAAGAAUGUGGCUGAUCAGUCUGAGAAUUCUAGACCAGUGGAUGGUUUACAUUCUCGUUUGAUUGAUCAGCAUCGGUGGCCGAGUAGAAUAGGUGGGAAGAUGUCUUCUAAUUCAUUAAAUAGAAGUAUGGAUCUUGCUGAUAAGAGUGUCAGAAGUCUUGCCACACCUGGACCUGGAUUUGGGUUGUCUUCAUUGAGGAGAACACCCUCUUCUGAUGUUAUAGGAAAACCUUUACAAAAAUCUUCGAGUGAUGCUUCAAAGCUAUUAUCAACCGUGGAAAGUUGCAGAGCAGGGUUUGGGGUGAGUUUAGUUGAUGAUAAUUCUCUGCACACAUCUAGACUUCACAAGUUUCCAUCUACAAGUUUCCCGGAUAGACCAAAGUCUGCAAAUUCUGUAGUCAGAUCUCAGUCUUUGCCCACUCGUCCACCCUCUCCUAGUAAGACCUCAUUGGUAUCGUCCUCUGUCACGAGGGGUGUCAGUCCGUCUCGAAACAGACCAUCCACUCCUCCUUCUAGAGGAAUUAGUCCAUCUCGAAUAAGGGCAUCCAGCAUUUCGAAUCAACCCACCAAUCCAAAUUCUGUUCUUAGUUUUAUUGCGGAUUUUAAAAAAGGAAAAAAGGGUUCAGGGUACAUUGAAGAUGCUCAUCAGCUAAGGCUGCUAUACAAUAGAUAUUUGCAAUGGAGAUUUGCUAAUGCUCGCUCAGAGACUGUUCUCUAUGUCCAGAAAGUAACUGCCGAGAGAACUCUAUUCAAUGUCUGGAGUGCCACACUAUGUCUGUGGGAUUCGGUGAUUCGGAAAAGGAUCAGUCUGCAGCAGAUGAAGCUUGAGCUCAAACUGAACUCAGUUUUGAAUGAUCAAAUGCCCUACCUUGAUGAUUGGGCUUUGCUUGAAAGAGAUCACAUGACCUCUUUGUCUGGGGCUGUGGAAGAUUUGGAAGCAAGCACUCUGCGUCUUCCAGUUACCGGAGUAGCAAGGGCAGAUAUUGAUUCUUUGAAGGUUGCUAUCUGCUCAGCAGUUGAUGUGAUGCAAGCAAUGGGAACAUCUAUUUGCUCUUUGCUUCCAAGGGCGGAGAGCAUAAAUAGUUUGGUUUCAGAACUUGCUGUUGUAGCAGCUCGGGAGAAAGCAAUGCUUGACGCAUGUGAAGCUCUAUUGGCUUCGACAACAGCUAUGCAGGUGGAGGAAUUUAGUCUAAGGACACAUCUCAUACAAACAAAAGAAGAUUUGGGAAGGUUAAGUAGCCAAUUUUGGCAAUCAAGACAUCCUUAUAAUCCUCACUAGUUGCGGCUAAGAGAUCAGUGGUAUCUCCCCCGUUCUCUGUGUAUGUAAAUUGAGGUUUUAGUGUCAUCUUUUUUUUUUGCUCCCUCCCUUAAUUUUUUUAUAACUUAAAAUGGAUUAUUUUCUUUUUCUAAUCAAUCCCUUUUUCCCCCCUUUUUAACAAAGCAAAGAGUGAUUAGCUUAAUAGCUCUAUGUUUUGCCACUUGUAAUUCUUUUUCUUCUUGUAUUAAGUAACUAAAAAAGAAAAUUUAAAGAGAGAUAUAUAUAUAUAUAUAUAUAGAGAGAGAGAGAGAGAUAGGAAAAUAUUGAAUUUCAAUGUACAUGCAAAUCCAGAAAUGGGAAAGAAAAUGGUGUAGAAACAGGUUCUGUUGUGUAUAUGUGUUUUGAGUUAACAUAUCCAACAUUUAUUGUCAUUGAAAUGAAGAAAUGGAAAGAGAUAUUACUAUUGUUA
Molecule: messenger RNA, 3311 nt
Organism: Humulus lupulus (European hop)
Lineage: Eukaryota; Viridiplantae; Streptophyta; Magnoliopsida; Rosales; Cannabaceae
Product: AUGMIN subunit 8
Exons: 7
Coding region: 1004-2863 (619 amino acids)
Biological process (GO): centrosome cycle; spindle assembly
Cellular component (GO): nuclear microtubule; centrosome; cytoplasm
Molecular function (GO): microtubule binding
Source: RefSeq, a predicted model, not a curated record